Molecule: messenger RNA, 6689 nt
Organism: Oncorhynchus mykiss (rainbow trout)
Lineage: Eukaryota; Metazoa; Chordata; Actinopteri; Salmoniformes; Salmonidae
Source: RefSeq, a predicted model, not a curated record
CCUAGGCCGUCAUUGAAAAUAAGAAUUUGUUCUUAACUGACUUGCCUAGUUAAACAAAGGUAAAAUAAAAUAAAAAAUAAAAUCUGAUUAAUUUCAGUUGCUUUUGGAUUACUUUCCAUGUAGCACUUUACACUCAUACCCGUAUAGGGAGUGACAAUUGCAGAUUUUUAACAAGUGCCAAAAUUGGAAUGUAAUGGCUGUACAGUAAAAUUCUAUACAUGACUCAGAACUCUGGAUCUGGCACAGUAUGGGGUUUGACUGACAGCUGUUCUGAAUUUGAGCGUCGCGCAUGACAAGAAUUUUCCCCCAUCCCUCCCAGUAAUCGGGCACAAUUUGCAACGUUUUUGUUGUCUGAGUGAGGGAAAUGCUGUAAAUUAAAAUGACUCGAUGUAUUUUGAAAGAUGAGACGUUGAGGAUUAGAAUAAAUACCACUUUGAUGUCAUACAAGCACCUCGCAUUUCCAAAAUGACGAUCCCCAUGUUUGAUGUACAGUUAGAAUAUGACAUGGCGUCACACCCCUGGGUUGUUCUGAACAGACUGAACCUAUGUUUGUUUAUUGUGAAGGACAUUUGCCGUGGAAACACGCACCUAAAUGCACUCAUGACUCCUUUUUAUGCACACCAAAAUUACGAUAUUUUUCCUCUGAAUUACCCCGUGAAAGCCUAACACUGUAACAUCGUAUUUUAUAACUUGAGUGUGAAGGGUUUUAAGAGGCAUUAGAAGACAAAAAGGAUCCAUCAAAUGCGUUUGGUGUGCCAUCGUAGUGGCCUCUGACUUGUGGUCAGACUCCCUCAGGUGGAUCAAACUUAAUCUUGAGCAUUUUUUUUUUCAAUGCUGAGUUGAAUGUCAUUGAGAAAGGAGAAAGGUGUCAUUAUGUAUUUUCUGAAUUUAAAAGUAAUCCAAGAAGUAAUCAUGUAUUUUUUCAAAAGUAUCUGUAAUCUGAUUACAAUUUUGGGGGGGGGUAACGUUACUGAUUGCAGUUAGUUAAAAAAAAAGAAAAGAAAUGACAUGUAACCGAUUGCAUGUAAUCGGUUACUUCCAAACCCUGGGUGUGUGAAUAUGCGCGUGUGCUCGCCUGCGUGUGUGCGUGUGUGUGUGUGUGUGUGUGUGUGUGUGUGUGUGUGUGUGUGUGUGUGUGUGUGUGUGUGUGUGUGUGUGUGUGUGUGUGUGUGUGUGUGUGUGUGUGUGUGUUUGGGCUUGCCUGCGUGUGUGUGUGUACUUGCAUGAAUGAUUUCAUGUAUGUGUACCCAGAGACACACUCUCUUCUCCUUGUUUGUUAUCACUAGGAUUUCAUAUUUUUGGUGCACUUCCACGGGACAGGUUUCUGGUUUGGAGGCAGAGUUUGUUUGCUUGAGAAUAUGUUUAUCCAGGGACUAUGUGAUCACUGAAGUUGAAGAAGCUUGUGUAAAGGCAUUGGUGUCAGCAUAUUUCUUUCCCAGUUCCCCAAAAAAGUAACUUCAAAUCCCCCGAUUUAGAGGAAAAGAUGUGUUAUGAUUACACAAUGUCACCAGAACGUGUCCCACCAUAUAACAUCAGUCAGACAUUUGUGCGCUGAGAGCAUAGUUUGUUAUUUGUGAUUUGUGAUACUUUUUGUUUCCAGGUUUUCUGCAUUUUCUUAUUCAUGAGAUGAGACAGAAUCUACCAGAAUUAAACAUGAAAAGAAUAAAUAUAUUUUCUUCAUGAUUUCAUCACAUUACAUUGCUAUUUAUUCCACUGCACAUACAUAGUGUGUCAACUAGAACAGAUAUGUUGCUGUUUUUCCUAGUUUCAUUCAAAUGUGUGAUCAGUAGGAUACAUACAGUAUAUGAACUACUAGUAGAAUACUUAUACUAACAACAAAACUAUUAUUUUGCUCCAUCUGAAAAACUGUGCUGCUUACAUUUAAUAUAAAAUAACGAAAAGCAAAUCAUUAUUUUCAUAUUGGUGUAGAAAUGUAUUAAGCCACUGCUCCUGUAAGAUUUGAGGGUUUACAUAAUGGGCUUCUCUCCUCUAUUCUCAGGACAGAAUGGAAGCUUUGAUUUGGUUUUGUCUACACGGGAGGGAAUUCCAAAGAAGAGCUUCAUUCUAAUGUUCAGGAUGAGAAUAUGCUUCUCCAGGAGUUAUGAGUCUUUGAUAUCCCUGAGCAAUUAGUAACGCAAACCAUCAGUGAUCCACAAGAAGAGAAGAUCUAUGCUUACUCGACCCUGUACUUUUAUACUGUUCAUUUUGUGGAUAACUAUGGCCCAGAUUCCCGGCCAAGAGAAUAAAGAGAAAACUACUGCCCUGAAAGGUGAGCAACUAGACCUGUUGUCCAGGAUAGACCUGGACGAACUCAUGAAGAAGGACGAACCUCCGCUCAAUUUCCCCAAGACGCUUGAAGAGUUUGAGUAUGCCUUCAACGAGCAGGGCAGGUUGAGGCACACCACGACGGGCGAGGCGUAUGCGUUCAACGCCCGGGAGGAUCUCCACAGGUGGAACCAGAAACGCUACGAGGCCCUGGGAGAGAUUAUCACUCGUUAUGUUUACCAACUGCUGGAGACAAAGUGCAACCUGACAAAGGAAAUCGUGCCGGUGGAUGCCACAGCGGAGGAGCCCAGGAGCUUCAUCUACCUGAGUGCUGAUGCCAUGUCCAACCCUGCCAAGCUGCUGGUGCUCAUCCAGGGUUGCGGGGUGGUCCGGGCCGGCCAGUGGGCACGACGCCUCAUCAUCAACCAAGACCUUGACUCAGGAACACAGAUCCCCUUCAUCACCCGCGCCCAGGAGGAAGGCUACGGUGUGAUGGUGCUCAACCCCAAUGAGAACCACCUGGAGCUGGAGAGGCCGGCCAAGCCCGCGCCCCUGCCCUCCCCCGAGGCCUCGGACGAACCCGCCGAGAAGAGAGAGCGCAAGGACGACCGGGAGAGCAAGAAGAAGAGGGACUUCUACGAGAAGUACCGCAACCCGCAGAAGGAGAGCGAGACCGAGCAGAUCCCCAUACGGGAAAACGGCUCCCCCGAGGAACACGUGCUCUACGUGUGGGACCACUUUGUGUCCAAAGCCGCCGCCAGGAACGUCUUUUUCGUGGCGCACAGCUACGGAGGCCUGUCGUUGGUGGAGCUGAUGAUUCAGAGAGAGGCUCAGGUGAAGAACAGGGUGUGUGCAGUGGCCAUGACCGACUCAAUCCACAACGUCUGGCACCAGGACGCCAACAAGAGCAUCCAGGAGUGGCUGCAGCAGCACUGCCGUAACUGGGUGUCAAGCCCCGAGCCCCUGGACACACCGGUGGAGCCCAUGCUAUCAGACUGUCCUCGCGUCUCUGCAGGUACAGAGCGACACGAGCUGACGUCGUGGAGGAGUUUCAACUCCAUUUUCCAGUUCUUCAGUGAGGCUUUACAGACUGGGGAGGAGGAGGAGACCUCCAACACGGUCACUACACGCAGCUCCCACAGAACCAAACCCGACCACAACCACAACGACCUAUAGAACUGCACCAGCAGGAGGGAAACGCAGGGGGGUGGAGGAGGUGCAUAAAAUCCUCUCCGUCUUCCCUCUCCAUCUUUUCCUCCUUCCUCCCUCAUCUCUGUGUGAUCUCUCUCUCUCUCUCUCUCUCUUCUGGCUGAAUUUAUCUCCCCGCUCGCACGUGUAUUGUUUUACCGGCAGAGUGCAGGGUGGUGGUGUAUACAUUGCAAUAGCGUUUUGCGUUAUUUCUAGAUGAGCGCAACUGUCAAAACAAUAUGGGCUGAGUGUUUGCGUUUCCCGUGGGCUGUGGCUCGUCUGUGGUCCGGGCCACGGAGCAGUGGUUGCAGUGGCUGAGAUUAAGGCUGACAGGCGCUGUGCACAGUGCGCCGUGGUAUACCUCUAAUUGUCCUGACAUCGCCCUGAACUGAGCUAAUACCCCGGCAGCCCUCCCCACCACUCCCCGAGGUCCUAGAGCCCGCCCUACCCACACAGUCCUCCUCAACCCACACCACUCAUACACUUGGCAUAUCUCCCCCCUCUCCCCCCCAACCCAACCUCCUACCGUCACCACAAAACGAUGAUUUUAACUCGAGUAAACAUUCGCCAUUAACAUGAGAUUAUUUUAACGUAAAGUGAGUGUGUUGUUUUUAUGGCUCCCUAGUCACGUCCAUCCCUUUCCCUUACCAUCUCCAAACACACACACACACACUUCUUAAAACGAUAGUUACAUUUUCUAUCAAAUGAGGUCCUAUUUAUACGAUCGUACUUUGGGGAGUUGCACUGCAAUGUUUAUGACAGCUGAUAUAGUGGUGGUGUUUUGUAUCUUACUUUCGCUCAAUGUUUAGUUGGAUUUUUAUGCACUCUGAUUCGAUUUUGUAUCGGACCAAAUGAAGUCCCAGAGUCAUAAAUGUUGACUUGAGGUAGACUGUCUAUGAUUUUUAAUUUGUAAAAAUGUCUUCUUCUUUUUUUACUGUACCCUUUUCUUCUGUUUGAAACCCAUGAAAUUGAUGUCCCCAGAUGAUUUAAUUUGAUGAACUAAAUAAAACAACCCUGCAUCAAUAUGAGUUUUAGGGACAUCUCAUUUUAACAGAAACAAGUAGUCGGUAACACAGUGAAUAAAAACUUCAAUUACAUCCCCUUUGCACGUGUCGGGAAAUCCAAGAUUUCAAUAUUAUCCUAAGCCUAGAUGAUGUGUCUUCAGAUGCUGGGAGAAAUGUAUUUUCCGAACACUUGCCUCGAGUGCAAACGUAAAAGUGACGAAGAGGAGAGCUCUGCGUGGGUCAGCCUCGCAUAAUCUCAAUCUGGGACAUAAACAAGAUUUUUUUUUUUUUAUAUUUCCACAGCGUUUAAGUUAGAAAUCACUCAAAAGAAUAAUGGAAUAUCCUUCUAAUAUGCCCAGAUAUUUGUAUCACCAGAAGGAGACAGUAAGCCACUGAUACAUGAAUACACCUCCCAACACAGCCACUGUCUAUCCAGGCAUGCUUUACCUUUCCACAGCUUCAGGCAAGGUAUUUAUAAGGAGUGUUAAGAAAUGUAUUGGUAUAUAUUAGACUUUUUAUUUUAUUUUUAAUUCUGUGUAAAUAACAUCCACUGGGUGAUAUUUUGAGGCUUUUGUAGGUUAUUAAACAAAUCAUUGCUUUUGUCAGUAAUGAAGGAAGCAGUGUGUGUGAGCUGUUGUCAUUUUCAUCUAAUUGUAUUAAUGUCUCUUUUGGAUGUCACUCAUGAAGUUAACUUGUUGUUUGAUUUGGGAAUAUGCGGACUGGUGGAGAAGUUUCAUUCCAGGAUGCUGCUGUUCAUGUGUUUUCCCUUUGCGUGAAGGAAUAAACCGUUGCUAUUUUCCUUCAUUAUGUGUAUAUUGCUGCCUCAGGAAUAAACAACACACUAUGUUCACUUGAUAUUUGUAAUAAAGGGCUCGUUCCACGAAAUGAGUGCCUUUCACAUCCCUAUUUUAAGUGUAAAUUGUGCACACAUAUUGAAUUUUAAACGCCUGUUAUAUUACAUGAAGUGCCCUUUAAUAUAGACCACAUGGAACAUUCAAUGAAUCUGAUUUCUAAUGUCAAGAGACAUUGAACAUCUAAUUGUCAAAUUCUAGUAUAAAAGCAGGUGAGCUGGUUCUACAAUUUUUGACCGUUUUCUGGUGUUUGGUGGUGGAAAAUUGAGCAUAAGACAUCAACCCUGUUACCCAUAGAUAGACGGGCUAGAAAUGUUUUAACAAUUAAAACAUUUUUGUGAAGCUUGCAUUUAAUUGCCCCUCUCUUUUGUAUACUACAAGACUCCAUUCCCCCGAUCACAUGGGGAUUGAUUCAUGGCUGAUUUAAGAAGUCAUCAACCCUGUUACUUUAUUUGGCACUUAAGAUGCACUUGCUAUAGUUUUUUUUUUUUUUUUGCUCUUGAGAUGGGGAGAAAUGUUUUUUUUUCAUUCAGUUGAACAUGUGCUCUUUAUGACAGAAUGUUAAAAUUAGGUGAAAUAAACAUUUUUUUUUUAGUCACCAAGUUACACUACUCAAAAUCACCAAGUUGUUGGAUCAACCAAAAGGCCAACAAGCCAUUAUGUGAAUGGAUCAAGAGUGCAGCCUUCAACUAAAUCUAAAGCACAGUUGAUAUGUAAAUUGUGACUAAUUUUAACAAAUACUCUUGAACAUAUUAUUCUUUCAGAUUGUUUGUAUGUUUUAUUGAUCAAAUAAGUAAUCUAUCUAAGGACAUUCAUGCUUUGUGAUUUGACUAAAGAGAAACUUCACAAUUUUUCAAAUUCAUAUUGAUCAUCUCCAGCACCACCCCAACAUCAACAUAUGUGAAAAUGCCGUGUUUCUGUGUUUUGUAGUUUUAAAAAAAAGAUGUUUCCAAUGACAUCGCCUAAUUAGGAGACCAUUAGUAUGCAAGUAGUAGGCAAUGUCAACUCACAACUGGUCAAAAUCACAAGAUGCACACUGACGUCAUUGGAAACACUUCCUCAAUUGUUUUUACUACAAAACAUAGAAAUGCACCAUUUUCACACAUGUUGAUGUUGCGGUGGUGCUGGAGAUCAAUAUGAAGUUGAAAAAUUGUGACGUUUCCCUUUAAAUAUAGCAUUUUUUAUAUGACGGCCAUCCUUGCUUUGGUUUAGUUGCUCUGGCAUUGUUUCCAAAUGCUAACGUUUUAGCAUUUGUGUCACAAAUCCCAUUCAAGACAUGGUACCAAUAUUAGCAUUUUUCCUGCAACUAUCCCUUCAAUCAUGUGUUUCCCAUGCACCAUUCCCAUGUAUUAAAACAUUUUUGUCAGUUGCUGAAAUUGAA